AUUACAAAUAAUGAGAAAAAUGUCAUCCCAUCAAGUCAGGAAAGGUGCUCUUCUAUUUUGAGUUGGGAGACAAAUAGUGAAUUUGAACCCUGCAAUUGUUUGUAGCAUUCCUUUUAAACUUGAUUUCUCUGAGAUGUGCAGAAAUAUUGCUAGAUCUUUCCAGCAGUAACAGAAAUGCAUUCAGUAUAGUGAUUAGUAAAGGGCAGCUUUCCCCAACCUGAUGCCUUUCAGAUUUUCAUACUGCAACUUCUAUCAGUCUAAGCCAGCAUGGCCAAAGAGCUGUGCUGAUGGGAGCUGUAGUCUAAAAUAUGCAGAAGCACCAAGUUGUGGAUGGAUGCCUUCCAGCAAUAGGGGUGCAACCCUCAGCAUCCGUAUGAAGCUAACUUUUACAGAAUCAUAUCAUUGCUUUGUCAGAGUCUAUAUUGUUUACUUUGAUGGGAGCAAGUUUCCAAGUUCUCAGUCUGAGAGAGAGAGACACUGAGGGGGACUUCAGGAAUAUUGGAACUGGCUUAUAUUAAGUCAGCCUUUGGUUCAUCUAGCCUGGUACUGUUGGUGCUGACCACAGUGGUUCUCCAGAGUUUCAGGCAGGAUUUCUUCCUAGUCCUACCUGGAAUUGCCAGAGAUAGAAUCUGGGGCCUUGUGCACAUAAAGUAUGUGCUGUAGCUCAGUGGCGGAGUCCCUCCCUCCAUCUCUCCUGCUCCAGCUACCUAAGAGCCUUUUAAACUGGAGAUAUCAGCUGGACAUUGAAUUUGGAACCUAUUCUCUGCUGGUGGUCAAUAAAUCUUGUUUGUUCUGCUGAGUAAUAUGCAAGAACUAAGUCCAUGUCCAAGGUAGAAGAAUGUGAGACUCCUUAACUCAUUGGCAGAUGUCCCAUUUUAGAAGUAGGGGGAAUUUGGAAGUGAUUUGCAGUAGUGGGGGAAAACGGAAUGUAUAUAUUGUUCUAUAGCAAAAGCAACCGAAAGGGAUGAUCAGGAACUGUGGAGCUCUGCAUUUUGCUCAUUAGGUCCUUUUCAUGUAUUGUUGAAGAAAGCUGGGAUAUAACUGAAAUGGAGUAGAAGAAGAUGUGUUUUAAGUAAUGCAUCCACUUCUACCUAGAAUGUUGUGGCAUCUUAGAGCACUAUCAUAUACGUGUUUAGACCAAAACUGUCCUGAAUUUCCCAACACUCCUUCAGCCAGCCAUGCUGCUUGGGUGAUGCCAGGAGCUGCAGGACUCUUUUUCUAUCUAAACAUGUAUAAGAUUGAGCCCUAAGGUUUUCUUUCGUCCAGUCAGAUCCACAGUACCUGGACCGUGUGCAUUCAGUGAGUUCCAUGGCUAAGUAGAAAUUCAGUUCAGGCUGCCACAGUUGUAACCCUACUCCUAAUUCAUCCAUUGCAGCACACUGACUCUUCCUUGCUUUCCACUCCACCAAAAAACCCAAAAUAAAAUCAACCUCCCCAUCAAACCCCACCCCCAAACCAUGGCUGCCCAGCGAAUGCUUAUGUAGCAUAGCCAAGAUGGAAGAAAGUGUGGCUGUCUCACACAUUUGGUAUAGAAUUGCAGAGGGGGUGUGUUUGUUUUUGCUGUUACCUGCUGAUUUUUUAAAGCAAUACCCAUUUUUUCAGAUAUAGAUAGUUCUUGGACAUAGGCUAAAACUGGGAUCUUUUGUCCACCUGUCUUUUAGGAAAUCACUAUGCCAGCCGCUGAAGUGGAGCAGUGAGAAGUUGCUGCCAUUGCUGCACUACUGUUACCUCCUAUUUGUCAUUUGCCUUGUAGGACUUUCCUACCAAGGUGUCAAAUGGGCAACACCAGCUCCUCUGAAAGCAGGAAGCAAAGAAGGUGUGGGGGUGGAAGGUGGAGAAAGAACAAGAUGUAAUGUAGAGGUUGGGUUUAAUAACUGGUUUCUACAGCUGUCUGUAAGGAUUAUAUCUGGUUUCAAUAUUCUCAUCUUCAGCAGCCUCCUCUAAAUUAGGAUCUUCUUCUCUGGGAUCAACGUUGAAGAGUACUCGUGGCUUUUACCCGCCUCCAGGAAGCCAGCUGUAUCGUGAAGCACUGAGGAUCCACUAUAAGCAAGAAAUCCUUCAGGCUUGCCCAAGGUGUCACAAUGACAGGCAGUACUCCUCAAGACAGGUAUAAAGCUGUUUGGAUUAUCUUUUUCAUUCUUGGUCUGGGAACGCUUUUGCCAUGGAAUUUUUUCAUGACAGCUACCAUGUAUUUUACCAGCCGCCUGUCGGAUUCCCACAGCCCAUCCUCCAUCGACCACAUGAAUUCUACUAUUUUCUCAGGGAAGGAGGAACCCAACAAUGUUUCCCACAUCGGUCAUGGCAAUGUAGGCUUGGCAAGGAAAGUGGACGUGUCCCCCUCACACCUGCAUUCCAUAUUUAACAAUAUGAUGACGCUCUGUGCCAUGUUGCCUCUACUCAUCUUCACUUGCCUCAAUUCUUUCAUCCACCAGAGGAUCCCUCAGCAGGUACGGAUUCUGUGCAGCUUGGUUGCCAUCUUCUUGGUCUUUCUGGUAACUGCUGUCCUUGUCAAGGUCAGCAUGGAGCCUCUGCCUUUCUUCAUCAUCACCAUGAUCAAGAUAGUCUUCAUCAAUUCUUUUGGAGCCAUCCUGCAGAGCAGCCUCUUUGGACUGGCAGGGCUCCUACCCGCCAGUUACACAGCACCUAUCAUGAGCGGACAGGGCCUUGCAGGGACGUUUGCAGCUCUGGCCAUGAUCUGCGCAAUUGCCAGUGGCUCUAAACUGGAAGACAGUGCUGUUGGUUACUUUAUUACAGCCUGCGGGGUGAUCCUGGUAGCCAUUGGCUCCUAUGUCAUGUUGCCUCGUCUGGACUUCUUCCGUUACUACUCCAUGAAGGACAAGACAAGUUAUCAGAACCACAACAGCCAUUCUGAGAUGGAAACCAAGGUUGAUCUCAUCAGAAAAGAUGAUUGCAAUGGCGUAGAACCCAAACAGACUGCAAAUGGGACCUCUCAUGCAGCCAGCCAUAACUCUUCUGUCCUCAGUAUUUUCAAAAAGCUCUGGGUCAUGGCUGUUUCUGUGUGCUUAGUCUUUACCAUUACAAUUGGGGUCUUUCCAGCUGUCACCGCUGAUGUAAAGUCCACCAUUGCAGGAAAGACACUGUGGGAUAAAUAUUUCAUCCCAGUCUCCUGUUUCCUGAUGUUUAAUGUCUUUGACUGGGCCGGACGGAGCCUUACUGCUGCCUGUAUGUGGCCUGGAAAGGACAGCAAGCUGUUGCCCUGCAUGGUAAUCGCCCGUGUGGUCUUCAUCCCUCUCUUCUUGCUGUGCAAUGUACAGUCACGCCGCAACCUGCCCGUCUUCUUCGCCCAUGAUGCCUGGUACAUUGUCUUCAUGAUUCUCUUCGCCUUCUCCAACGGCUACCUGGCCAGCCUCUGCAUGUGCUUUGGACCCAAGAAGGUGCUGUCUCAUGAAGCAGAAACUGCUGGAGCCAUCAUGGCCUUCUUCCUCUCCUUAGGCCUGGCUUUGGGAGCCAUCAUCUCCUUCCCACUGAGAUACCUAAUCUAAUGGAAACCACUCCACAAAGGAUCAGCGCUACCUGCCAGCUCAGAGCCAUCGUACUAUUGGGGAUCUCUGGCCUCUUCCUAGGAACCCGCUGCCAUAGCUGACUUGGACUUGCAUACCUCUUGGCUUGGGGCAGAGUGGGGGCUUGUCAGCCGCUGAACAGAUGACUCGGCUCCCGUUUCUGUGCAGCCUCCUCCAUUUACUGGUGCCAGCUAGGAAUAAUCUCCACCAGUUCAGCAGCAUGCCAGCCAUCUCCCAGUGCAGCCUUCAUCUCCUGCCUCCCAAACUCAGUAUCAUUCAUUCUGUGUGGUCUCUUAAGCUUGGACUAUUUUAAGACUUUUGGCUCUAGUGUGUUUACAUUUGUGCAUUUGCCACUGACACACAAAAGGGAUUGGCUCCCUCUGCCCUGUAGUAUUUCUGCCUCAGCCCAGCUUUCUAACCCUGCUCUGGUUUACACGGAUCUGCUUCAUGCGCCCAAACUACUUCAGUAUCCAACUGGCUCUCAGAACGGAGAUCCCUACAUUAAGGCCAUGUCACUGAGACAACUGAUACCAAUGCUUUGUCAAGCUGAUGGCAUGUCCCACCUCUGAGUGGUGGACCUUUGCUCAGCGUGCAUGACUGGCACACCAAGCCACCUUGUUUCCUUGAGAGAUACCUAGGUAACGGACGGAAAUGUGGGAUAACACUAGCUGGAGAAGGGAGCGUAGGCUACUCCUGGCCCAUAACUGGUGGAACUGUGUGUGCACGUGUGCCGGUAAAAGCUGACUGUGAAGGCUUCCCAUUAGUAAAGCACCUUAAACUUCUCACCAUUACUUUGCCAUUGUAAAUGUGUGUUGUAGCUAUACAGUGGUACCUUGGCUCACGAACUAACUCUAUUCCAGGACUCUGGUCAUGACCCAAAUUGGUCGUGAGCCAAGUUAAAUUUCCCCAAAAGGUUCAGUGUA
This is a messenger RNA of Varanus komodoensis (Komodo dragon), 4444 nucleotides long. It is a transcript of the gene SLC29A1, whose product is annotated as solute carrier family 29 member 1 (Augustine blood group). The transcript is spliced from 15 exons. Gene Ontology annotation, biological process: uridine transmembrane transport; nucleoside transmembrane transport. Gene Ontology annotation, cellular component: plasma membrane. Bases 2082 to 3503 code for a protein of 473 amino acids. NCBI's taxonomy places the organism in Eukaryota, Metazoa, Chordata, Lepidosauria, Squamata, Varanidae. The record is from RefSeq and is a predicted model, not a curated record. Gene Ontology annotation, molecular function: nucleoside transmembrane transporter activity.